AUGUCUUCCUCUGUAGCCCUCCGCCACGCCCGCCGCCUAUCAACAGCCGCCGCUGCUGCAGCCACCACAACAGCCAGCAUUACCAUCUCCAAAGCCAAAGCUAAGCUCAAAUUCGAGUACGACCCUGACAAAGCCCUAGAAAUCUACUCCUCCGUCUCCAAUCACUAUUCUUCCCCAAUCUCUUCUCGCUACGUCCAAGACCUCACCGUUAAACGCCUUGCAAAGGCCCACCGCUUCACCGAGAUCGAAACACUCAUUGAAUCCCACAAAAAUGAUCCCAAAAUCACCGAAGAACCCUUCCUUUCCACCCUCAUUCGAUCAUAUGGCCGCGUUGGCAUGUUUGAUCACGCCCUCAAAAUCUAUAAUGAAAUGGACGAUCUGGGUACACCCAGAUCAGCAAUUUCCUUCAAUGCCCUUUUAUCAGCUGGUAAUCAAUCAAAGCUCUCCGAUCAAGUACCCACACUGUUCGACGAAAUUCCCCAAAAGUACGGGUUUUUACCGGAUAAAAUAUCGUACGGGAUUUUAGUUAAGUCGUACUGUGAUUCGGGUUCGCUUGAUUUGGCUAUGGAAACAUUGAAAACCAUGGGGGAAAAAGAGAUUGAAAUAACGUAUAUUUCUUACACUACGGUGAUGGAUGCAUUGUAUAAGAUAGGGAGGACGGAGGACGCUGAGAGAAUUUGGAAUGAGAUGGUUCAAAAAGGGUGUCCACUGGAUGUUGGGGCGUAUAAUGUUCGGAUAAUGAAUUCACCCGGUGGUGAUCCAGAGACUGUGAAGGGGUUGAUUGAGGAAAUGAGCAAUACAGGGUUGAAACCAGAUGCCAUCAGNAUUUGGAAUGAGAUGGUUCAAAAAGGGUGUCCACUGGAUGUUGGGGCGUAUAAUGUUCGGAUAAUGAAUUCACACGGUGGUGAUCCAGAGACUGUGAAGGGGUUGAUUGAGGAAAUGAGCAAUACAGGGUUGAAACCAGAUGCCAUCACUUAUAAUUAUUUGAUGACUUGUUAUUUUAGGACUGGAAGAUUGGAUGAGGCAAAGAAGGUUUACGAGGGAUUGGAAAAACAUGGGUGUCAUCCAAAUGCAGCGACUUUUAGAACUUUUAUGACUGGAAGAUUGGAUGAGGCAAAGAAGGUUUACGAGGGAUUGGAAAAACAUGGGUGUCAUCCAAAUGCAGCGACUUUUAGGACUUUUAUGUAUUAUUUGUGUAGGAAUGAGCAGUUUGAGAGGGNAUUGGAAAAACAUGGGUGUCAUCCAAAUGCAGCGACUUUUAGAACUUUUAUGUAUGAUUUGUGUAGGAAUGUGCAGUUUGAGAGGAGGUAUAAGGUGUUUAAGGAGAGUGUCAAAGUGCAUAAGAUUCCGGAUUUUAAUACUCUGAAGUAUUUGGUGGAAGGGUUGGUGAAGAAGUCGAAAAUGAAGGAGGCAAAAGGGUUGAUUCGAACAGUGAAGAAGAAGUUCCCUCCUAAUGUUUUGAAGGCUUGGGAAAAGCUUGAACAGGAUCUUGGUUUGGCUAUUACUGAUUCUGAGGCCAAUUCUCGUGAGUCACAAGAUGCCAGGACAUGAUUAUUGGUUGAAAUUUUGGUAGCUGGAGUGAAAGGCAUCUGGGCAUCAGCAACUCUUGAGGCACUCCCUAAAAUUGAUUUUGGGUCCUCAUCUGCAUAUAGCAUUCAGCAGGGAUGUUAGUUCUUAGAGCUCAACUGUGAAAGCCAGAAGUGGAGCUCUUAGUGAUGUUCUUUGGAUGUUCCGAAAGAGGUUUCGUUCUGAUCUGGGUAUAUGACUUCAAAGGAUUUGGAGCAAUUGAAUUGGAGUCAGUUCAUCAAAAGUUCUUACAACGCUACAGCUUCUUCCCCUUCAGUUUUCGUAUCUAAUGAACCCUGUAAGGCAUGCCUGUUGUUCUAUCUCUGCAACAUCAGAAGGCCAGGCUACCCCGUACAAUGCACUCUUUGUUUUAUUGUGGCAUCACCACAAGAAGAGACUGGAUGUUGGAUCAAAGCAAACAAUGGGGGAGCAACGUGAGGAGUGUCGCAGCGGGGGGGUUGCCCCUUGAUUUUUAUGUAACCUGUUAAGGCUCCCAUUUUUCUUUUAAAUUUGUUUGGUGCCCGUGUUUUCUUUUUUCUUUUGGAUAAAUUAGUGGUUGACUGGCCUUGAAAUAAAUAUAUUAUUUUUGAAUUAAAUAAAA
Messenger RNA from Ilex paraguariensis (yerba mate), 2167 nucleotides. NCBI's taxonomy places the organism in Eukaryota, Viridiplantae, Streptophyta, Magnoliopsida, Aquifoliales, Aquifoliaceae. The record is from the annotation of a GenBank genome assembly.